Nematostella vectensis (starlet sea anemone) is the source of this 1893-nucleotide messenger RNA. RefSeq lists its product as uncharacterized. NCBI's taxonomy places the organism in Eukaryota, Metazoa, Cnidaria, Anthozoa, Actiniaria, Edwardsiidae. The transcript has a single exon. The record is from RefSeq and is a predicted model, not a curated record. Gene Ontology annotation, molecular function: phosphatidylcholine lysophospholipase A1 activity. The coding region runs from base 195 to 812 and encodes 205 amino acids.
UGGCAAAAGCGGAAGUCGAAAUCCAGACUCCUGAAUUUUUUUCUUCCGUCUCAGCAUCCUUUCUCCUCGGAGCCAUAUCACAUCCUCUAGUUCGUAGUAUCCUAUAUUCUCGAAAGCAAAAAAAACGUCGAGCUUCCUCUUACAGUCAAAAGUCUCGUCUCUUCUUGUUCGGGAUAUACCGUGUUGAGUCCAAAAUGGCUGCACCAACUCGGCAGAUUCUAGCGUUUGGGGAUAGUUUAACCGAGGGAUACUAUCGUAUGGGCUUCGGCUUCCAUCCCUACUCGAUCAAACUCCAAGGCUUACUUCAAAGUCUUCCCGCUUCAAACUAUGAGAUCAUCACUAGCGGCUGGAGUGGCAAAACGACAACAGAUUUGGAAACUCACCUGAGAAAGGAACUUAGAAAAAAAUCAUUUGAUAUUGGUAUAAUUCUCGCAGGUACAAACGAUCUAGGCGUCAAAGAACCCGAAGAGGGAAAACCACUAUUUGGAAGGAUAAAAUAUUUACACGAAUUGUUUCUAAAGCACAAUAAAAAUACGAAAACAGUGGCUUUGACAUUACCGGAAACGGGCUAUGAACUAUCUGUCACUUGGGUAAGAGAGAAAAGGAAAAAUGUCAACGAAAUGUUGAAGGCCUAUUCUGAUGAAUCCGCAGGCAGGGUUGUUCUCUGUGAUUUUGCUGAAGAGUUUCCAAGGGAACGACUGUGUGAAGAGGAAUUGAAUAAAUUCUGGGAUGACGGAUUACAUUUAACCCCUCAAGGCUAUGACAGGAUGGCGGAGAUCAUAUUUGAUGCACUGAGGCCUCUGCUAUUAUAAAUUGAGCAGAAAUAAAUUCUUAGAAUUGAAUCCAUGAAGUAUUAUGUACAAUGUCAUAGGUAGCUGAGACAGCUAUAGUGAUAAGUGCAUAGUAUCUAUAUGUGCUCUGUGAUGCAAAUUUGGGGGAGCAGGGGCAGAUCUAGCUUUUUGCCAAAGGGGGGGGGGGGUUGACCAAAGUUUGUCGUCAGCAUUUUACCUUCGUAACGAUUUUGGAAUGAAUAGAUACAAUGAAGACAAUAAAAAAGGCAGCCCAAGGGGGGUUUAAAACCCCUAAACCCCCACCCCACCACGCUUACAGGGGACUGCUUCCAUUCCAACCUUCUGCCUAAAAUUAUACCCUCCAGUCUACCCCUGUGAUGUUCCCAAAAGGACAACUUUUUUUAUGAAUGUGGGGUAGUGGUACAGGCUAAAGAUAGGCUUUCAGGGCCACUGAAUGGUCCUUGGCAAGCAUGCCAACCAUUUUUAGCUUUUUAAUAAUAUAUUUCGAAUAGCAAGCACUUUAAAAAUUAAUCCAGACCUUGGACUCUCUUUGCGCUCAACAUUUAAGAUUUCCAGCUCUGGAUUAUUUAAGAAUCAAUGGUUCAGAAAGUUGCGAUCAAAAGUUCGGGACAACUGGGGGGGGGGGGGGGGGGGGCUUGUCCCUGCAUACUAUUAAUUUGUUAUGAUAAUACAAAAAAAAGUCUUAGCACCAAAGGUAGAUGGGGGAGAGAAACAGCCUAGUCCUGGAGUUCUUAUCAGGUUUCUUGUGGUUGAGUUUACUGUGGAUGGUAAGAGUUGUGACAUCACACAGGAGCACACUUGGAGCACAGGAAACCCGGUUAGAGUGCCUGGGACUAGGCUGGGAGAGAAGAUAAAUUGUAGUUGUUAAACAGAAUCAUAAUUGAACUCAAUUCAUUUCAAUUUCCUUUAAUAUUUGAUUUCAUCCAACUAUAAAAUAUUGCAUUAGCAUUAUGGUUAGGGAACCAUCAAAAUCAUAAACGUUAUAUUUGGCAUAUUUUCAGAUUCAUCAAUAGAAAUAUAUAAAUAGAAUUUAUAAUCAUAAGUAAAUUAAAAGAAGAUAAAUUGAUAAAUUUUGCUUCUA